AUGUCGUACGGAUACCCGGGACAAGGUUACGGCCCAGGAGGUGGCGGCGGUAACUACGGCCCUCCUCCUCCCCAGGGAUACAAUCAGUAUCCUCCUCAGCAAGGCUACGGCCAGUAUCCUCCUCCGCAACAGGGCUACGGCCAGUACCCUCCGCCUCAACAGCAGGGCUACGGUCAGUACCCGCCGUCUCAGCAGCAGGGGGGCUACCAACAGCAGGGCUACCAACAGCAGGGCUACCAGCAGCAGCAGCCUCCUCCGCAACAGCACAACCAGUACCCUCCCCCGAACCGACCUCCCCCGCCGGGCCUCGACGCCUACGGCUACCCGCUCGACACAGGCGCUCCGAGCUACAGCGACCCGAACCGUGCCGCUCCUCCCCCGCCGUCUAGUGCGCAGCAGUUCGGUCACGGCGCCCCCGACGGCUACACCUUCCAGUACUCGAACUGUUCUGGUUCGCGCAAGGCGCUCUUGAUUGGCAUCAACUACUUUGGGCAGGAUGGCGAGCUGCGCGGCUGCAUCAACGACGUCAAGAACCUCUCUGAGUUCCUGGUCGAGCGAUACAACUACAAGCGCGAGGACAUGGUCCUCCUGACGGAUGACCAGCAGAACCCGGUGAUGCAGCCGACAAAAGACAACAUCAUCAGGGCGAUGCAGUGGCUUGUUAAGGACGCCAAGCCCAACGAUGCUCUCUUCCUCCACUACUCCGGCCACGGCGGUCAGACCGAGGAUCUGGACGGCGACGAGGACGACGGCUUCGACGAGGUCAUCUACCCGGUCGAUUUCAAGCAGGCGGGCCACAUCGUCGACGACGACAUGCAUCAUAUCGUCGUCAAGCCCCUGCCUCAGGGAUGUAGAUUGACAGCCAUUUUCGACUCGUGCCACUCCGGCUCCGUCCUCGACCUGCCCUACAUCUACUCCACCAAGGGUGUUCUCAAGGAACCCAACCUGGCUAAGGAGGCAGGUCAGGGUUUCCUUGACGCCAUCGGUGCGUACAGCCGCGGUGACAUGGCAGGCGUCGCUAGCACCGUGUUUGGAUUUGCCAAGACGGCUAUGCGCGGCGGAGAUGCCGCCCAUCAAAAGACCAAGGAGACGCGUACCUCACCGGCGGAUGUCAUCAUGUGGUCGGGCAGCAAGGACGAUCAGACCUCAGCCGAUGCGACCAUUGCUUCUCAGGCCACCGGUGCCAUGUCCUGGGCUUUCAUCACUGCCAUCAAGCAGAACCCGCAGCAGAGCUACGUGCAGCUUCUGAACAGCAUUCGCGACGUUCUUGAGACGAAGUACACCCAGAAGCCACAGCUCUCGUGCAGUCAUCCCAUGGACACAAAUCUGCUGUUCGUGAUGUGA
Messenger RNA from Thyridium curvatum, 1344 nucleotides. RefSeq lists its product as uncharacterized. The record is from RefSeq and is a predicted model, not a curated record. Gene Ontology annotation, molecular function: cysteine-type endopeptidase activity. Lineage: Eukaryota; Fungi; Ascomycota; Sordariomycetes; Thyridiales; Thyridiaceae. The coding region runs from base 1 to 1344 and encodes 447 amino acids. Gene Ontology annotation, biological process: proteolysis. The transcript has 3 exons.